Molecule: messenger RNA, 1139 nt
Organism: Cricetulus griseus (Chinese hamster)
Lineage: Eukaryota; Metazoa; Chordata; Mammalia; Rodentia; Cricetidae
Gene: Pcyt1a
Product: phosphate cytidylyltransferase 1, choline, alpha
Biological process (GO): CDP-choline pathway
Cellular component (GO): endoplasmic reticulum
Molecular function (GO): phosphatidylcholine binding; choline-phosphate cytidylyltransferase activity
Source: RefSeq, marked provisional
UUGAGCAGUUAAAAGAAGAUGGAUGCACAGAGUUCAGCUAAAGUCAAUUCAAGGAAGAGGAGGAAAGAGGCAUCCAGCCCUAAUGGAGCAACAGAGGAAGAUGGCAUUCCUUCUAAAGUGCAGCACUGCUCAGUUGGUUUACGGCAGCCGGCUCCUUUUUCUGAUGAAAUUGAAGUUGACUUUAGUAAACCCUACGUCAGGGUAACUAUGGAAGAAGCCUGCAGAGGAACUCCUUGUGAGCGGCCUGUGAGAGUUUAUGCGGAUGGAAUAUUUGACUUAUUUCACUCUGGUCAUGCCCGGGCUCUGAUGCAAGCAAAGAACCUUUUCCCUAAUACAUAUCUCAUUGUGGGAGUCUGCAGUGAUGAGCUCACGCACAACUUCAAGGGCUUCACUGUGAUGAACGAAAACGAGCGUUAUGACGCAGUGCAGCACUGCCGCUACGUGGAUGAGGUGGUGAGGAACGCCCCCUGGACGCUGACGCCCGAGUUCCUGGCAGAGCACCGGAUUGAUUUCGUAGCCCAUGACGAUAUCCCCUAUUCUUCGGCAGGGAGUGACGACGUGUAUAAGCACAUCAAAGAAGCAGGCAUGUUUGCUCCAACACAGAGGACAGAAGGUAUCUCCACAUCAGACAUCAUCACCCGCAUUGUCCGUGACUAUGAUGUGUAUGCCAGACGGAACCUACAGAGGGGCUACACUGCAAAGGAGCUCAAUGUCAGCUUUAUCAAUGAGAAGAAAUACCACUUGCAAGAACGGGUUGAUAAAGUAAAGAAGAAAGUGAAAGAUGUGGAAGAAAAAUCAAAAGAAUUUGUGCAGAAGGUGGAAGAAAAGAGCAUUGACCUCAUCCAGAAGUGGGAAGAGAAGUCCCGAGAAUUCAUUGGAAGUUUCCUGGAAAUGUUUGGUCCAGAAGGAGCACUGAAACAUAUGCUGAAAGAGGGAAAAGGUCGGAUGCUGCAGGCCAUCAGUCCCAGGCAGAGUCCCAGCAGCAGCCCUACUCAUGAACGCUCCCCCUCCCCCUCCUUUCGAUGGCCCUUCUCUGGCAAGACGUCCCCAUCUUCCUCCCCAGCAAGUCUCUCUAGACACAAGGCUGUGACCUGUGACAUCAGUGAGGAUGAAGAGGACUAACUUUUCAUCCCUGUCCC